GUCCACCUUGGAGGAUGGGGACGAUGGGCAAGUUGUUCACACCCAACUUGCUCUCUCACCCCAUCUUUCACUGCCAAAACGCUAACGGCUGCACUGCGCUACAUGCCUCUCAGCCCAGCGAACGCUGCGCAUGCCCUAGGAGACUACUUACACUCAUUUCCAGAUGACCACCCACUGCACGUCGCGCUAAGGACAUAUGCGCUCUCACUCUCAUUAUCACUUGGUCCUGCGCUGGUCCCCUUCCUGAUUUCACCAAAGGCGCGUGCAGGGGGUAUUAAAGCUUUGACAAAUGUGCUAAGAAGGGAGUUUGGAAUUUCAAGUUUCGCGUCUUCUAUGACCGUCGGGGUCGGAGGAGGAGCCGCACUGAAAUUCAUUUUGGACAAUUGGAGCAAACGAUUUCACAGGGAUGCUUCGUGUUCAACGAAAGCAACAUCCCCGUUGCCUAGCUGGUGGCAAAGGCUAAAAACAUGGUUGGCCUCGUUGGACGAGUUCCACCGCAAUUUCGUCUCCAACCUUAUCUCCGCAUAUAUGGCUAUUGUCCUGCUACAAUCUAGGCGUCGUUUGUCGAGGAAUACACCACCGAGGGCGGCCAUUCCGAUGACUGCACUCACCACCUCCACACCCACAUCACCGUCGUUUACACUCGACUUGACUCUUCUUUUUGUGGUUCGAGCGAUAGAUUCCCUUGUUCGAUCCAAAUUGCUGCCAUGUGAGACAAAGCUUAGUUCAAAAGCUACCAGGGAGGAGAAGGAUCGUGUGCGAAACAAACGACAGCAGGUUACUACCAGGUUGGAUGCAUUCGUUUUCUGGGCUAGCAGUGCCAGGAUCAUGUGGUGCUUCUUCUAUGAACCUGAUUCGCUACCACGCUCUUACAACAAAUGGAUUAUGUCCCUGGCUAACAUCGAUCCCCGUUUGCUGCAUGCUCUUCGCGCUAUUCGGUCUGAUUCGUUUUCUUACGUCAAAGGCUUCUCCAUUCCGCCUGAUCUUGUCUCUGGAUUCUCUCGCGACCUUGGCUAUCCAUCGGCAUGGGGAGACCCAGCCCUCCUGCCAGGCUAUGGUGGUGCAGAAGCAGAUCGUGUUUGGAAGACACUCGGGGUUACGAACAGAUCUGGUGUAGGAGGGCUGCCAUGCGAGCUCGUUCAUAGCGGCUUUGGCUCCAGUUGUACUGCAAACGCGGGAGUCAGAGGAAUACACGCGUUUGCUGAGGCCCUCGCGAUCUACAUCCCCGUUCAUAUCUUGCCUAUCCUCCUCACUCGGCCGCGUACGCUACUUCAAAAGCAGCAGAUUGUCAGCAGCAUCCUAUCCAUUCUUCGUAGCGCAUCUUUCUUAUCCACAUUCGUAUCAUCUAUAUGGUUUGCAAUCUGCAUGACCCGAACCCUUUUUCUCGCUCGCCUAUUUCCCAGCAUUCCACAUGAUUUCUGGGAUGGUCCCUUCGGUUGCACUUUUAUAGGCAGUCUCGUGUGCGGCAGCAGUAUUUGGGUAGAAGAAGGCAAGCGAAGAGGCGAGAUGGCGCUUUACGUGCUCCCUCGAGCCAUCAGGGCCUGCAUCCCGAAAUCAUGGUUGACAAGCGGCCGCAGGAGCGUGCGAGUGGUUGAACGGCUGGCUUUCGUGCUAUCACUAGCAACCCUGCUCACUGCCAGCUCACAAAGUCGGGAGUCAUUGAGAGGCCUUUCGCGCUGGACCUUAUCCUUCGUCAUGAAAGGCCCAAAUACUGGCUUCUGGAAGCGCAAGCGACAGGAUGCCAGCACUACUGCCACACUCCUUGAUUCAAGCUCACCUCGCGAAUCCUCUCCCCCUCCUGAUACCCAGCAAACAAAAACAUAGAAUUUGCUCGAUUUGAUACCCCUAGAUAUCUAAAUCUGCUUGAUCAUGCGCGCCACGUAUAUAGGACAUGAUCGUAGAAAGAACAGCUAGCCACUAGAGUUUCUUGGUUUGUGUUUUCCUCCGUGUACGACCAGUCGGCACCAUAUGCCAUGGAUUUGUGUUUAUCGAAAUGUUGGAUGACUUCACCACCUUCUGCUAGACCGUUACCUGUUAGAUUGAAAUGUAUGACUUUGCAGCCAUUGUGCAUGCAUGC
This is a messenger RNA of Somion occarium, 2077 nucleotides long. NCBI's taxonomy places the organism in Eukaryota, Fungi, Basidiomycota, Agaricomycetes, Polyporales, Cerrenaceae. The record is from the annotation of a GenBank genome assembly.